AUGAAGGCUCUCCAGGACUCUACUUCUCCCGCCUCGUUAUCCGGCUGUAUUGGUGUAUCUGAAGACAGAGCCAAGAGCAAAAGCUCCAUCGAUGGCGAGUCUUUCGAAGGCUUUCCGUCUGGUGUUGCGUCAAGUACAUCCGUCAUUGCACAACCCAUCAAAGCCGACAGGAAGCAAGAGCUGCUUUGCAUAUGUUGUAGCAAGACUAGAAGAUUUGAUACAGAGGAGAAGCUCAACGAACAUAUCGCAGAAAGACCAUAUCAUUGCACAUUUUGCGACCUCAGGUUCACGAGCAGAAACGACGCACGAAGGCAUAAGGAUAGCAUACAUGUCCGAAAAGUCAGCUGGUCAUGUUCGGCUCUCUCCAAUGACUUAGUCGCGUUCCGUGAGACUCAUCCAGGAAGAUUUCAGUGCGGCUAUUGCGGGCUAGAAUUAGAGUUGGUCUAUGACGGCACUGAUGGCAGCCUUCAAUUGACCGAACAGCACAUUUCCAACCUGCUACAACACCUCAAGGACACCCACCGACAUCGACUUUGCCCUCUCAACAAGAAUUUUUUUCGGCUAGAUCACUUUCAACAACAUAUCAAGCACAGCCAUGCCGCGAAACCUGGGAAUUGGUUAUACACCGUUGAGAGAGCUUGUCUAGUACCCCCUGAAUGA
Molecule: messenger RNA, 660 nt
Organism: Pseudomassariella vexata
Lineage: Eukaryota; Fungi; Ascomycota; Sordariomycetes; Amphisphaeriales; Pseudomassariaceae
Exons: 2
Coding region: 1-660 (219 amino acids)
Source: RefSeq, a predicted model, not a curated record